AAAUCGCCUUUGGUCCCCGUUCGGCCGAGCCACUUCAGUUCGCUUUCCACUUCGGCAUCAAACACUCCAUUUUGUGUCUGCUCCAGGCGAUAACUAACUCCCCAAAAAAUAGUAAAAAGUUGGAAAAACCCUAGCCAAGACAAGAUGUGUGGUGGCUGGGCCUGUGCCUCUUACAACCUUGCCUGCUGCAAUCCGCGGCUUUCUACACUGCGAUUCACUGGCCGCUGUUUCCAACCUACGCCCUGUGGUCCCUGCAACGACUGCUCCGCCUGCGGAGGCUGCUGCGGAUGCUAG
Drosophila ficusphila is the source of this 294-nucleotide messenger RNA. RefSeq names its product male-specific sperm protein Mst87F. The transcript has a single exon. Lineage: Eukaryota; Metazoa; Arthropoda; Insecta; Diptera; Drosophilidae. The record is from RefSeq and is a predicted model, not a curated record. The coding region runs from base 145 to 294 and encodes 49 amino acids.